AUGCCUAAACAGGAUACGGAAGAACUUCGCCGCCGCCGCCUCUCGGAGACUAGCUCCGACGAGCAAGAGCUUGACAUAGCAUCCCUUCAGCUCGAACCGGGCCACAGCGAGGAACGUACCGAAAAAGAAGGCAGUGGCCAAGGGUGUCGCCAAAAAGCACAAAGUGGAAUCCUAACUGAAGAUCGGCUGACUGAUGAGGAGAGUCUGCACUCGGAGGGGGAAGACUUCGAGGCUGUGGAGGCUAACGACCUGACCGAGCUGCCCCGGGGCACGAAAGAACUGGCCAAGUUUGUGAUCGACAAUCGUCCUUUUGGCAACUUUGAUCAGCUGGAGCUGAAGCUUUCUCGCGAACGCGGCGGCUACGCCGUCAUCGAGUCGUACAUCGAGGAUCUGCGAAAGCGUGGCAUUCUGAAGCGUAUCCUCGACUGCUGCGACGUUGACUCGGCCAAUGUGGAAAAGGAUUUCGAGCAAGUCAAACAUGACGACACCCUGCCGGCUCUCCUUACUAAAGAUUAUCACCUUCACCGUUAUCAACAAGAAGGCCUCAACUGGCUGAUCAUGAUGCAUAAGAAGAAGUUGAACUGUAUCCUGGCUGACGAGAUGGGACUGGGAAAGACUAUCCAAAUCAUUGCUUUUUGCGCUUGGUUGAAAGAAAAGGGAGUGAAGGGCACGCAGCUGAUUAUCGUCCCGUCGUCGACCAUGGAGAAUUGGAUGGCUGAGCUCGAGAGAUGGUGUCCUGCUCUAAAGGUUUUGGUUUACUAUGGCUCGCAAGACGAACGCUACCAGAUUCGCGCUUCGAUGAAGAAGAAGAAGACCAAGGCGGACAUCAUCUUGACCACCUACAAUAUGAGUACCAAACCAGCCGAUCGCAAAAUCUACCAGCAGUUCGAGAUAAAUUACGUGAUCUACGAUGAAGGCCAUAUGCUGAAGAAUUGUGGUUCGCUACGUUUCCAGCAACUGAUCACUAUCAAGAGCAAGCGCAAGAUCCUGCUCACCGGCACGCCUCUGCAGAACAACCUCAUCGAGCUCAUCUCAUUGAUGUACUUUGUGAUGAAAGAUGUUUUCGACAAGUAUUGCGAUGACAUGAACCAUCUUUUGUCUCACUUCAAGCAGCAAGGAGGUCGUGUUAAUGAUGCCGCUGAGAAAGCCCUCUACCAGCGCGAUCGCAUUGACCAAGCCAGAUUCAGGUUCUUUCGGAAUUGCCCAAGAAGACUGAACAAACUGUGGCCAUUGGAAAUGACGGAUCAUCAGGUGAUGCUCUACAAUUACCAGCUUGAGCUGGCUCGUGAAUCACAAGACGUCGAUCGUCCGAAGCUUCGUGAUCUUUACACCGGCAUGAUGCGUCUCAGGCAAGCGGCCAACCAUCCUCUGAUGACGCGUUCCGUCUAUAACGAUGACGAAUGUGUCAAGAUCGCCCAGCAGCUCAUCAAGUUUGCUUCCACGAAACAGUUUCUAUUGGACAGCGAACUGUCUGUGUGCAGCGGAAAAUGUGCCUAUCUCGAUAAGGAGCUGGCUCGCAUCAAGGGAAUGGGCGAGAAGGUGCUGAUCUUCUCGCAAUUUACCGAGAUGCUCGACAUUCUCCAGUUGUACAUGGAAGUCGGGGCCACACUUUCUUGCGUCUCGAUGGAGUACACCGGUGCUCACACGGCAACACCUCAUCAA
Molecule: messenger RNA, 1662 nt
Organism: Mesorhabditis spiculigera
Lineage: Eukaryota; Metazoa; Nematoda; Chromadorea; Rhabditida; Rhabditidae
Source: the annotation of a GenBank genome assembly